This is a messenger RNA of Jaculus jaculus (lesser Egyptian jerboa), 1574 nucleotides long. RefSeq names its product synaptogyrin 4 (gene Syngr4). Lineage: Eukaryota; Metazoa; Chordata; Mammalia; Rodentia; Dipodidae. Gene Ontology annotation, cellular component: synaptic vesicle membrane; neuromuscular junction. The coding region runs from base 845 to 1546 and encodes 233 amino acids. The record is from RefSeq and is a predicted model, not a curated record. The transcript has 5 exons.
UGCUCUUUGGAGAAGGGAAUAAAGCGCUCGCGGUACUGCUGGGCCCAAUCACGGGGCUCUGUGGGGUUCCACAUCUUGCGGUACACCCCCAUCUUCUCCGCCAGGGACGACAGGGCGCGGGGAGUUCCAAGAAGAGUAGGUACCAGAGACCAUGCUCGUUCCCUUGACCCCAAGGCUCCACGGGUCAUGUGCAACAUGGCCAACCCCUUUCCCGGGAGCCUGAACAGAAGGACAUGGGCGGGGCCAGAGGUCACCUGGAGGAAACACCUUCGCGCGUGCCACUCUUCUGGAGACGUUCCCACCCCGGCAGCUGCACCCUUAUGGUUGGUCCUGUCCCACCUACUGUGGUCAGAGGUCGUAGGGUUUGGGUGUUCUGCAAACCCAGGGACACUGUAGUGAUACAACUGGUCACUGCGGAGUUUGGACAGCGAGGUGGACCUCAGGAGUAUAGGAAAAGCUCAGAAAGGCUACACAAGGGGAGCAGAACCGCCCUCCCCCGGCCAUGCAAAUGCCCUCUUCCCUCACCUUAGCCAACGCGCGACUGUCAUUGAGCCCUCUGCGCAUGUGCAGAAGACAACCGGGGCCUGUAGGAUCGGCUUCAGCCAGCAAUUAAAUGCAUGCUCAAAGCUAGGGCCAAACCUAUUUUCUCAACUAUUGCACGUGCAAGAAUAAGUCCCGGGACCCAAAAUCGGCUUCAGCAAGCAGCAAGACUCAUGCGCAAGGCCUGGGUCAGUGAGCAGCCGAACCCUCUGUGGAAUUGGGAGCAGUCAGUCAGUGGCACCCACCAGGCAGCGCCCAACAUCCUUGCCCCUACUUCUGGAGCUCACGAAGGAGAGCAGUCGCCAUGCGCCUCCCUGAUAGCCUCCAGGACCUGGCUGACAGUGAAGCAGUGCGCUUUUUGAGGAGACCAAAGAGCAUUUUGCGGAUCUUCGCAGGGGUUUUCUCCCUGGUCAUCUUCUCUUCCCUGCUGACUGAUGGCUACCAGAACAAGCCGGAGUCUCCCCAGCUCCAUUGCAUCCUCAACAGCAACAACAUGGCCUGUAGCUUGGCAGUGGGAGCGGGCUUCCUGGCCUUCCUCAGCUCCCUGGCCUUCCUCGCCUUGGACGCCCAUGAGAGCCACAUCACUAGGACCCGCUUCAAGACGGCCUUCCAGCUCUUAGACUUCAUCGUGGCCAUCCUCUGGGCAGGCGUUUGGUUCGUAGCCUUUUGCUUCCUGGCCAGCCAGUGGCAUCGUUCCCGAGCCAAGCACUUCCUCCUGGGGAGCAACAGUGCCAAGGCUUCCAUCACCUUUGCUUUCUUCUCUGUCCCUGUCUGGAUAUUCCAGGCUUACCUGGCCUUCCAGGACCUACGAGAGGAGUCUCCAGUCCCCUACAAGCGCUCCCUGGAUGAGGGUGGUGUAGUCCUGAACACCCUUUCCCCUCCGACUGCUAGCUCUGUCAACAUACCCACCACAGGCCCCAACAACCUGAGCUAUACCAGCUCAGCUCUGUCUCCCUACCUUAGCACUCCGAAGGUCCCUCGCCUUGCUAUGAUGCUGGACAGCUGAACAGCCUUAUCCAUAUCAGUAAAGAUAU